Molecule: messenger RNA, 507 nt
Organism: Drechmeria coniospora
Lineage: Eukaryota; Fungi; Ascomycota; Sordariomycetes; Hypocreales; Ophiocordycipitaceae
Exons: 1
Coding region: 1-507 (168 amino acids)
Source: RefSeq, a predicted model, not a curated record
AUGCCGGCUGACUACUUGGAGCUCUUCUGCGCCGUUUACGCUCAGGUCCACGACAGUCUGUACCACUGGGCCUUUGCCAUAUACACGCAGGGAAGUUCGAGCCGCGGCUGGCACAUCUACGAAGUCGUCCAGGAGAGGAGAGUCUGUGGCGGACGCGAGUAUAGAGCGGUGCACCGGCAAGCGAACCCGAACCGCAGCACCAGCUGUCUGAAGCCGCUCGUGCCCCUCGGCCUCGUCCACAAAAGCAAGUGGGCGGCAAUCACGGAGAAGAUCGAAUCGGUGCCGAUCGCGGUCCCGAGAAGGAGGCGGUGGAACUGCCAGAGCUACGUGCUCGACAUCUGGAACCGACUGCUCAUGUGUCGGAUCGUCGACGGCGAGGCCUGGCAGCGAGGCCGGGAUAUGAUGCUGCCAUAUCACGGCCAGGCCCGCCUCUGCGGAUACAGCGAAAAGGAGGGAGAGCGACGAUUCACAUCAAACGAGUUCGUUUACGAUUCUUCCGAUGAGUAG